AUAGCUACAUGAAAUAUGGCUACAUGCAUCAAUGGGUGUAGACAAUCAUGGGUUACAGUAUAUAACCCAGGCGAAAACCUUCAUUGGACAGAACAUCUCAACACUCCACCUAAAACAAUCACCAUGCUUAGAUUCGUCGCUCUUGCUCUCUGUGCCUCAAUGGCUUUCGGAAUGGGAUAUGGAGGUGGAUAUGGCGGCGGAUAUGGGUCCGGUAUUCAAAUCGGUGGAUACGGAAAGAACUAUGGUGGUUAUGGACAUAGUGGAUCCGGACUAGAUUUCGGAUAUGGGGGACACGGGCUUGACUUAGGAUAUGGUGGAUAUGGAAGUGGAAACAUCGGAUUUGGAAAAGGAUACGGUAUCGGAGGUGGACAAGGAUUCGGUGGACAAGGAUACGGUAUCGGAGGUGGACAGGGAUACGGUAUUGGAGGUGGACAAGGAUUCGGUAUUGGAGGUGGACUAGGACACGGUAUUGGAGGUGGACAAGGAUUCGGUGGACAAGGAUACGGUAUCGGAGGUGGACAGGGAUACGGUAUUGGAGGUGGACAAGGAUACGGUAUCGGAGGUGGACAAGGAUACGGUAUUGGAGGUGGACAAGGAUACGGUAUCGGAGGUGGACAGGGAUACGGUAUUGGAGGUGGACAAGGAUUCGGUAUUGGAGGUGGACUAGGACACGGUAUUGGAGGUGGAUAUGGAAUUGGACAAAUCGGAUUUGGAAAAGGACAGGGUAUUGGUGGUGGAUUUGGUAGAGGAUUCGGUGGUAAAGGAAAAUAUGCUCAAUAUUGAGGAACCCAGUAAUCAGAACCAAUCCAAAGUGCCAAUGAAAAUAAAUAAAUCAUCCGGUACUUAA
Molecule: messenger RNA, 847 nt
Organism: Mytilus californianus (California mussel)
Lineage: Eukaryota; Metazoa; Mollusca; Bivalvia; Mytilida; Mytilidae
Product: acanthoscurrin-2-like
Exons: 5
Coding region: 16-783 (255 amino acids)
Source: RefSeq, a predicted model, not a curated record